Messenger RNA from Cebus imitator (Panamanian white-faced capuchin), 1042 nucleotides. Its product is annotated as olfactory receptor 6C74-like. Gene Ontology annotation, molecular function: G protein-coupled receptor activity; olfactory receptor activity. The transcript has a single exon. The record is from RefSeq and is a predicted model, not a curated record. Gene Ontology annotation, biological process: G protein-coupled receptor signaling pathway. Gene Ontology annotation, cellular component: membrane. Bases 20 to 958 code for a protein of 312 amino acids. Lineage: Eukaryota; Metazoa; Chordata; Mammalia; Primates; Cebidae.
UAAAAUUCAGAGGACGGUAAUGAGAAACCAUACCAGAGUGACAGUGUUCAUACUAGCAGGUUUGACUGAUAACCCAGAAUUGAAAGUUGUGUUGUUUAUCUUUCUGCUUCUCACCUAUGUGCUAAGCAUCACUGGCAAUCUGAUCAUCAUCACACUCACCCUGAUGGAUAUUCACCUUAAAACUCCCAUGUAUUUUUUCCUUCGGAAUUUUUCCUUCUUAGAGAUUUCCUAUACUACUACAUGCAUCCCUAAAUUGCUAGUUACUAUGGCAACUGGGGACAAAAGCAUUUCUUAUAACAGUUGCGUCACUCAAGUGUUUUUUGCCUUCCUACUUGGAGCAUCAGAAUUUUACUUGCUGGCAGCCAUGUCCUAUGACCGCUAUGUGGCCAUCUGUAAGCCACUGCAUUACACCACCAUCAUGAGCAGCAAAAUCUGCUUGCAGCUUGUGCUUGGGUGCUGGGUUUUUGGUUUUCUCGUCAUCUUUCCACCACUCCUCUUAGGGCUAAAUCUUGACUUCUGUGCCUCCAAUGUCGUUGAUCAUUUCUACUGUGACACUACCCCCCUCCUGCAGAUUUCCUGCACAGACACGCAGCUCCUGGAGAGGAUGGGAUUCAUCUCAGCGUUGGUGACACUCUUAGUCACAUUGGUAAUGGUGAUAAUAUCAUAUACUUAUAUUGCCCUGACAAUUCUAAAAAUCCCUUCAACUAGUCAGAGGAAAAAGGCUUUUUCCACAUGUUCGUCUCACAUGAUUGUGAUAUCCCUUUCUUAUGGCAGCUGCAUCUUCAUGUAUGUUAAGCCAUCAGUCAAACAAAGGGUAUCUUUUUCAAAGGGAAUUUCGGUGCUCAAUACCUCUGUUGCUCCACUUUUGAACCCUUUCAUCUACACCUUAAGAAACCAACAAGUGAAAAAAGCCUUCAUGAAUGUGAUGUACAGGAUUAUCUCUUUCUCAAGGAAAUGAGCAUUCAAUUGUAUUAUAUAAAGGACAUGAAGAAAGGAGUCUCAAAUAAUGUCACUGAAUACAGUAGGAGCUUCAAUGACAGAA